This is a messenger RNA of Belonocnema kinseyi, 687 nucleotides long. RefSeq lists its product as uncharacterized. The transcript is spliced from 3 exons. The coding region runs from base 1 to 687 and encodes 228 amino acids. The record is from RefSeq and is a predicted model, not a curated record. NCBI's taxonomy places the organism in Eukaryota, Metazoa, Arthropoda, Insecta, Hymenoptera, Cynipidae.
AUGAUUAAAUUUAUCGCUUCUAGAUGGGUCAGAUUUGUCUUCAGUAAACUCAUUGUAAUUAAAAAAUACAAUAUUGCCAUCGCUAAUGACCGCUCCAAGGGGGAGAUGGAAGAAAGAAGAGCCUUGAAUGAUAAGGUUCACAAUCACCAAUUAAAUGCCGUGGUAACUCAAAACAUUCCUCUGCAUCUUGGCGCUUUUGCUCCAACUAGGACUAUCACUUAUCAUCAGAGAACAUUUGCACUAUGGGAUAAUCCUGCUGGACAUUUUGUGGAAAAAGUUCGCCUUCAGCCUAUAGAUUUUAUUGCAGAUACCAUGUUGCGUAACCUGUCAGGGGACAUAGGCAUCGAAUACGUUAAAGAAUCUGGCGCAGAGUUUGUGGUGAUUAAAGCACAUUAUGGAGAAUUUUUGGGAGCUGAGGCUGGCAAGAUAUCUUCAAAUCUACCAGGGAUACCAACUUAUACUUUCCAUUUUGAAGGCUAUGAAAUAGGGGUAUGGAAAAAUAAUGUGACAGGAGUAAUUCACGAAGUUCGCCUUCUAUCUGAAAAUUUCGUACCAUUUCACCAAUUUCACGAUCAUCCCUAUCUUAAAACUCAUUGCUUUUUUAAAGACGGUGCAUGGAUGUUGGUCCAUUCAAUAGUUGGAAAAGUUUUAGGAGCUCAACUAUUGCAUGAACCUUGCCAAUCAUAA